CACCCAAUACCGUUGUGGAAAACAGGAGCCCAACAACGAAAAGCUUACGUGGAUCUGACUUUCAUGGAAACCCCCGUGUUAAACGGAGACCACCCUUCUGCUGUGAGAAAUAGUGGGACCUUACAUAGGAUGGCUGACAAUAGGGGUCCAGACGAAGUGGCAGCCAAAAGCCCGACGAUAAAGACAACAGACGACCUGUUUGCUAUGAUUCAUCAGGCUAAGAAAAGGUUGACAAUUCAUGUGGACCCAGAGGACGGAGGUCGGAGGGCGAGGUCAGCGUCACCAGCUCCGAGGGCAGUUAACAGGACCGAAACGAGGAAGCCAAGCACACCUGCGGCAUCAGAACCAACACCAAGACCGAAGUCUCGGCUUGGUCCAAAGAACUCCACGAGCAGGGAAGACUUUAAGGCUCUCCUGCUGAAAAAUGGAAUGAGGCUGGACCCGUCAUCGAGGAUGUCUGCUGCGGAGAAGCUGAGGAAGAACCCCAUCCUCACACGACAACGUUCACCGGACGACGCCUCCUCCACGUGUAGCAGCGUAGAUGAUCUCACCGAUGACUACGAAGCAGAGAGAGGCGGGAUGGCGACCAUGAAGGACCUGAAGUCAGUGAUGUCAAACACUCGCAGCCAUUCGAGGACAAGCGACUUAGGUCUGUUCAGCAACGCCGACCUACUCAGCCCAACUGGGACGGUGAAGAGAAACCCUAAAGCUUCUUCUACCCCAAAGAGUCCUUCUUAUGCCAUGGUCACUCGGUACACGGUGGGAAGGAGUCGAACACCGAGCGAGCCCAUGCACGCAAUAUCAGAGGCACCUGACGAAGUCGGUUCCCCGGAAUACAAGACGAGAUCGAAAUCGUUCUCGGGACUGAUUGAUUCGGAAUCUCCCCGUGGGAGACUGAUGGAGUCGAUACGCAGUGUCGGAGAUAUGGACAAAGACAGAGAUAGGACAGAAGCAAUAAGCACAUUGGAAAGGAAGGGUUCAACAUCGGGAAGCUCGUUGGACGAGAGUCCAAAUGCAUCUAUGCACACAGCGUUGCUGGAACAUGUCAAGAACUCUAUGAGAGUCUUUCCGGAUGGGAAUUCACAAGAGGAUGUAGCCUCAAAUGCUGGGGACUGGGACUAGAUGGUGUUAUAGA
This is a messenger RNA of Branchiostoma belcheri (Belcher's lancelet), 1135 nucleotides long. Its product is annotated as NHS-like protein 1. The record is from RefSeq and is a predicted model, not a curated record. The coding region runs from base 64 to 1122 and encodes 352 amino acids. The transcript is spliced from 2 exons. NCBI's taxonomy places the organism in Eukaryota, Metazoa, Chordata, Leptocardii, Amphioxiformes, Branchiostomatidae. Gene Ontology annotation, biological process: cell differentiation.